CAAAUUCGCCUUGUCAUAUUUUUGUUUAUCAUCCAUCCCUUGCAACUUUCUUUAAAUCUUCAAGGGGCUUUUUUUGUUGAAUUAAAAAUGCCCAGCCAAGAAGUGAGUACCACCAAAGUGGUGGUCCACCCUUUGGUACUACUAAGCGUGGUCGACCAUUUCAAUCGUAUGGGCAAAAUCGGCAACUCCAAAAGAGUAGUAGGGGUUUUGUUGGGUUGUUGGCGGGCCAAAGGAGUUUUAGAUGUUUCCAACAGUUUUGCAGUCCCAUUUGAUGAAGACGACAAAGACAAAUCUGUUUGGUUUUUGGACCACGACUACUUGGAAAACAUGUAUGGGAUGUUUAAAAAAGUCAACGCCAGAGAACGUGUUGUGGGUUGGUACCACACUGGACCCAAAUUGAACCAAAACGACAUUGCUAUUAACGAAUUGGUAAGGCGGUACUGUCCAAAUUCUGUAUUGGUAAUCAUUGAUGCGGAACCAAAAGAUUUGGGCUUACCAACUGAAGCUUACCAAGCAGUAGAAGAAGUUCAUGAUGAUGGUUCACCUACUUCUAGAACUUUUGAGCAUGUGCCAAGUGAAAUUGGAGCAGAAGAAGCUGAAGAAGUAGGGGUGGAGCAUUUACUAAGAGACAUUAAAGAUACAACUGUUGGUACUUUGUCUCAGAGAAUUACCAAUCAGUUAUUGGGCCUCAAAGGCCUUCACUCGCAACUGAGAGAAAUCAGAGACUAUUUGAUACAAGUCAGCGAAUCAAAAUUGCCCAUUAAUCAUCAGAUAAUCUAUCAGUUACAAGACAUUUUCAACUUAUUACCCGAUAUCAAUCAAUUGGAAUUCAAUAAGUCGUUUUAUGUGAGAAACAAUGAUCAAAUGUUGGUUGUUUACUUGUCUACUCUUGUCCGGUCCAUUGUGGCUUUGCACAAUUUGAUCAACAAUAAAUUGACCAACAAAGAUGCCGAAGAAGGCAAAAAGGAAGAGAAAAAAGAUAAAGAUGCCAAGGAGAAGGAAAAGGAAAAAGAUAAAGACAAAGACAGCAAGAAGGAUGAAAAGAAAAAAUAA
Molecule: messenger RNA, 1053 nt
Organism: Ceutorhynchus assimilis (cabbage seed weevil)
Lineage: Eukaryota; Metazoa; Arthropoda; Insecta; Coleoptera; Curculionidae
Source: the annotation of a GenBank genome assembly